UUCCGGGAGAAUGUCCAGGAUGUGCUGCCCACCCUGCCGAACCCAGACGACCAUUUCCUGCUGUGCUGGCUCCGAGCAAGAAGCUUCGACCUGCAGAAGUCCGAGGCCAUGCUACGGAAGCACGUGGAGUUCCGAAAGCAGAAGGACGUCGACAACGUCCUAAACUGGCAGCCGCCAGAGGUGGUCCGGCUGUACCUGACGGGGGGCAUGUGUGGCUACGACAAGGAGGGCUCUCCCAUCUGGUACGACAUCAUUGGGCCCCUGGAUGCCAAGGGUCUGCUACUCUCAGCCACCAAACAGGACCUGCUGAAGACCAAGAUGCGGGACUGCGAGCUGCUGACUCAGGAGUGUCACCGCCAGACAGAAAAGGCGAGUGACCGGCCGAUGGCAGGAGAGGCGGUCCCGCGGCAGCAGGGACUUACCCACGGCUUCAGGGCUGAGGCCUGGGCCUCGGAUGGCACAGGACAGGGGUCACUGGAUGAGAACACGGACAACCAGGCGGGCAGGGUGGCCUGCCUGGGUCACACCCACAGACUCGGUGCUCUGUCCCCGCAGUUUCUGUGCAUGGUGGAGGACAACUAUCCCGAAAAACUGAAGCGUCUCUUUGUCAUUAAAGCCCCCAAGCUGUUUCCUGUGGCCUACAAUCUGGUCAAACCUUUCCUGACCGAGGAAACGCGCAAGAAGAUCAUGGUCCUGGGGGCAAACUGGAAGGAAGUGUUGCUGAAAUACAUCAGCGCCGACCAGGUGCCUGUGGAGUAUGGGGGCACCAUGACCGAUCCCGAUGGAAACCCCAAGUGCAAAUCCAAGCUCAACUGGGGGGGCGACAUCCCCAAGACCUACUACGUGCGCGACCAGCUGAAGCAGCAGUACGAGCACAAUGUGCAGAUCUCCCGCGCCUCCUCCCACCAAGUGGAGUACGAGAUCCUCUUCCCUGGCUGCGUCCUCAGGUGGCAGUUCUCGUCAGAAGGCUCGGACAUCGGUUUUGGAAUUUUCCUGAAGACCAAGAUGGGGGAGCGGCAGAAGGCGGGGGAGAUGACGGAGGUGCUGCCCAACCAGAGGUACAAUGCGCACCUGGUGCCCGAGGACGGGAGCCUCACCUGCAGCACCCCUGGCAUCUAUGUCCUGCGGUUUGACAACACCUACAGCUUCAUUCAUGCCAAGAAGGUCAGCUUCACGGUGGAGGUCCUGCUUCCAGACAAAGCUUCAGAAGAGAAGAUCGAACAGCUGGGGGGGGUCACCCCAAUGUAAUGCCUCCUCCCACCGCAGGCCUGGCUCCCUCAGUGUCUCCCCGUCAGUUUCUGUCCCCCGUCGCAGUCAUUUUUCCAGCACCCUGAUGCCCAAAGGAACUGGGGCUAGAAGGAAGACCUCAGCUUGAAUCUGGGGAGUUUUCAUUUCAGAAUUAGGAAGAGGGAGCAGAGCAGGAGGGGGUCUCCCGGUCUUUCAAGCUACGGAGGAGUCCCCAGGGGCUGGGCACUGUGAAGGGGGUCUGUAUGUCCUGAAAACUGUGCCUACAGCACCCACCUGUGACAGCUGAGACAGGAAGGGGGUCCUAUGGGGUGGCAGCAGGGAAGAAACUGGAAAAAAAGGGGAGAGACUGAAACGUAACAUUUCAGCAAAGCCAGCAGCAGGGGAGAGGAACUUGCAACCAAAUGAAUACGUAAGCCCUAGAUCAUAAUGAGCAGCAGAAGGAGUUGCUAGAGUUACGCCGGGGGUCAGAGGCGCUUCUAAACCCUCUAUCACUGAGGCUGGGGUCCUGUGGCUUUCCCCCGUCUCAGGAGGUGGCCCACAGGUGACAUAGAGCUUCCCACUCAGGGGUACACAGGCAGGUCUUGCCCUCACCUUGAGAACUUCAGCAACUCCGGGGUCCCUACGGCUGCCAAUUUAAUUACUGAUGAUUGUCAUUGAUUCAGAGCUUCCUGGGACAGUGAGCUUCGGUACCCGGCCACUGUCCUCCGAUGCAAACAAAGCACAGGGAAAUUACCUCCAGGGAUCCCAGGUCUGGGGAGGGAAGGGAGGCUCGGGGUGCGUGUGAGCCUGAGGUUUCCAGCCUCCCAUGUGAGCACCCCACACAAAAAUGACAGGUAGGAUCCAGACGGUAGAACUCAGUGAGGGCAUAUGCCGGUCUGAGCCGUCCACGGUGCCCGCCGACCCGCUCCCUGUCGGCCCGAACAAAGCCUGGGCAGUUCCCAUCUCUGGGAGAGGCGUACGGUGGGCGCCAUGGGUUCCUAGUGCCUGGCGGGGAGGCUGCCCGGGCAGGGGGCCAAAGGCAGGGCCAGCAUCUGGGAGAGCCCGGGACUGGGGGCCGCCACAAACAGCCUCGCAGGCCCCCGGCCCCUCCACCCACGGUGACAAGCAGGGAUGGCCAUGGGCCCGCUCAGCGACCAGGAGCUGGAGGGCAAGGACCCUUCGAGCCACCAUCGCGCUUAUCCCAAUCCCACGUCCUGCAAACGCAAACCAGGUCCUGGGCUGCACAGAGGCACAGAACACGAGAAGGCAGCCCAGCCUGGGAGCUGGCCUGGCGGAGCGGACGGGAGCAGGAGGAGGGGGGGCCCCCUGAGCCCGCAUGGGUCCCAGCCAGAACACUCAGGAGGACAUCCCGACCUUGGUUUACAACGCUCUGUUAGGAAAAUUAACCAAUGAAUAAAGCAACGUUCAAUGCACAGAAAGUGGAA
Molecule: messenger RNA, 2672 nt
Organism: Myotis brandtii (Brandt's bat)
Lineage: Eukaryota; Metazoa; Chordata; Mammalia; Chiroptera; Vespertilionidae
Product: SEC14-like protein 2
Exons: 11
Coding region: 109-1248 (379 amino acids)
Cellular component (GO): cytoplasm
Source: RefSeq, a predicted model, not a curated record